Messenger RNA from Bombyx mandarina (wild silkworm), 1018 nucleotides. RefSeq lists its product as uncharacterized. Gene Ontology annotation, molecular function: pyrroline-5-carboxylate reductase activity. Lineage: Eukaryota; Metazoa; Arthropoda; Insecta; Lepidoptera; Bombycidae. The record is from RefSeq and is a predicted model, not a curated record. Gene Ontology annotation, biological process: L-proline biosynthetic process.
UCCAACUAUAGGCACGGUUGUGGUAGCACUGUUGAUAUGAUUCUGAUGCGUACAUCAUUCGAAUAAAUUGAAAAGCAAAAUAAGUAAAACAAAAAAUUAAAAGUCUUUGUUAAUGUUUAUAUUUGAUGUGCUUUAAUUAAAUAUUAAUGCAAUUUGAACAUGCUGAAAUUACCAUUAAUAGAAGCUAUGAAGAUCGGAUUUAUAGGCGGCGGCAGGCUUGCGUUUGCUUUGGCGAACGGCUUUAUUUCGGCGGGUCUGGCAAAACCCGACGAAAUCACAGCUAGCUGUCAUCCUUCUGAUGUUGCCAGCGCCAAAGCUUUUCAGGGCUUGGGAGCUACAGCGUUAUUCGAAAAUAUAUCCGUGGUGGAGAGGUCUGAAGUGGUGAUAGUAUCUGUCAAGCCUGAUGUCGUGGUACCCGCUCUUAAAGAGAUAAAAAACCUGCCCUCGGCAAAGAAUAAGCUCUUCAUUUCCGUUGCCAUGGGAAUUACUAUCGCUACAGUCGAAUCGAAUUUGCCUUCUGAGGCUCGCGUGAUUCGUGUAAUGCCAAACACUCCGGCGUUAGUGAAAGAAGGCGCAGCUGCCUUUAGUCGCGGUACUAAAGCCACAGCGGAAGACGCACAACUGACGUCACAGCUCUUCAAGGCGGUGGGUACCUGCGACGAGGUACCAGAGUACCAAAUGGACGCUAUAACCGCCCUUAGUGGAAGUGGACCCGCUUAUGUUUACAUGCUAAUAGAAUCUCUAGCUGAUGGUGGAGUUCGUUGUGGCUUACCUCGCGACCUCGCACUUCGUUUGGCCGCCCAAACCACCCUGGGUUCCGCAGCCAUGGUCAAAACUGGUGAUCAUCCAGCCAUGUUGAAAGACAAUGUCACCAGUCCCGCAGGGUCUACCGCUGAGGGAACAUAUCACUUGGAGAAAAACGGUUUCCGUUCUGCCAUAAUCGGUGCAGUGUCUGCGGCAGUAGAUAGAUGUAAGAUUGUAAAAAAACAAUUGAACGAUUAGACCGCAUAAUUAUCUA